Molecule: messenger RNA, 612 nt
Organism: Ziziphus jujuba (common jujube)
Lineage: Eukaryota; Viridiplantae; Streptophyta; Magnoliopsida; Rosales; Rhamnaceae
Exons: 1
Coding region: 92-271 (59 amino acids)
Source: RefSeq, a predicted model, not a curated record
GCCAUGGAAACCCAAAAAUAUAAAAAUAAAGAAAACAGAGAGAAGACAGAGCAAGUGAAAGAAAGAAAAAAGGAAAGAGAGAGAUAAGGAGAUGGAUUCUGGGUUGUCUUGGGCUGAUCAAUGGGAUACAACCCCUGACCCUCCUCUGUCUUCAUCAUCAAAUAAUGGCAAGAAGAAGAGCAAAGAUGGGUCUGAUGACAGAAGCAAGUUUGGGAUUUCAAUGUUAAGCUUCAAAUGGGUGAAAGAACUUCGCAAGAAAUCUCAAAAAUAAUCAAUCGUCCCUCAAACAUAAACACAUCCCAGAAAAGCCUCUUUCAGCUCCUCAGAAUCCUCUCACAAUCAAUUAAAUUUUUUAAUAAAGUUAUAUUUUCUUUUUUCUUUUUUUUUAUUCAUUUGCCACCAAAAAAAAAAAAAAAUGUUAAUCAAUUGUAUUUGUAUAAACUUUCUUUACAUUCUUUUUUUCUUGUCUUUUGUUCUGCUUUAUUGGACCAGAAAAACAAGAAGCAAAUUAUAGAAAGUAAGAUUCAUUCUUCAAUUCAAAUGUUGUAGAUAAAUAUUAAAGAUUUGAAUAAUGAAUUCAUUAUAAUCGUUUCAUGGCAUCCCAUUUAUCAU